AUGCUUACUCGAUGUCCGCCUGCAGUUGUUCGAGCGCAGCGGCAGCGAUCCAGAUCUCCACUUACUGGUUCCAACCCGCCCAGCACCGGCACGCAGGAACGCCUUCAAGGGCCUGCUGAAUAUUCGCCAUGGGCGAGUCUUCAUCCGUACACCGAUAACGACCUCUUCUCAUCGCUGGCGCCGCCGUUGGAAGGCUUUUCCUCGGCUGUGCCAGUCUGUCAACCCUUUGAUACCCUCACGCACGAGCCGGCACUCUGGGCAGAACCCGAUCUGUCCUUUGCCGAUACCGACUGGAAUUUCAUAUCUGUUGAUCAUUUGACGCCGUACCCUGCUGGCUAUGACGGUGGCGAUGUCCCCGUCAUGGACUUUGGCUACGGGUCUGUCUCUGCUUUGAACUCUCUUUCGGAUUCUGGAUCAAUCGAGCACCAACACUAUGUUUCUGCGUCUCUUGCUCCUAGCUCCGCCAAUUCGCCAGACGGCCACUCGCAUCCUUCCCCUAUCUCUCCAUUUCCUGCUCCCGUCUCCACGUCUCUAUCCAGCCCUUCUACCUCCCAAGGCGAUGAUACGCUAAGCCGCGUUGAUUCAUCACGGGUGGAAAAGCGCAAACUCAACACCCUCGCGGCGCGGAGAUGUCGGCAGAGACGUGUGGAUCGAAUGAAGGAACUUGAAGCCGAGUUGGAGAAGGUCCGGAAGGAAAGAGAUGAUUGGAGACUUCGGUGUUCGAAGCUUGAAGGCGAAACGGAUGCUUUGAAGGGUCUUCUCACUCGCAAGAGCAAGGAUACAUAG
Molecule: messenger RNA, 786 nt
Organism: Penicillium hordei
Lineage: Eukaryota; Fungi; Ascomycota; Eurotiomycetes; Eurotiales; Aspergillaceae
Product: bZIP transcription factor JlbA/IDI-4
Exons: 3
Coding region: 1-786 (261 amino acids)
Biological process (GO): regulation of transcription by RNA polymerase II
Cellular component (GO): nucleus
Molecular function (GO): DNA-binding transcription activator activity, RNA polymerase II-specific; RNA polymerase II transcription regulatory region sequence-specific DNA binding
Source: RefSeq, a predicted model, not a curated record